AUAUGAAUAUUGGCAUUGCACACAAAUGGGAUAAAUUAUCGCCGCGCGAGUUUUUGCAGCUGCAGGAAUUGGCCUCAUAUUCGACGCGUAAGCUGCAGGAUGUGCUCCAGGAGUUUUGUGCGCCAAGUGCGACGGCCACGCCCAAAUGCAUACCAGAUGGGGACAUUGAUUUCGAUGGCUUUCGGCGGUUUUUGGACGCGUUUCUGGACUGCGAGACACCGCUGGACUUGGCCAAGCAUUUGUUCGUGUCGUUCCUUAAGCCAAAUGUCACCCAGGCACAGCUGCAUGGCAAGGCGCUCAAUCAAAUGGCGGCCAUUAGCAGCACCGCCGCCUGUGCCCCAGUCACGUCCCAUACGAAGGGCUCCAUACCGAACAUCAACAGCAUUGCCGAACUGAUGCCACAAUGCAGCAUUGUUGGCGCCGGCGAUGCCCCAAAUCAGGCCCAGGCACGCACCAGCUUUGUGGAUAAAAUCCAUGGCAUUACGGACAAGUUGCAGCACUCUUUGGCUCUCGGUGGCCAUUUGACACAUGAUCCCAGCAAGACAGGCAAUGUGCAUCCAAUGUUGACAGUAACGCCGAGUCCAUUGGCCAGUGGACCGAGCAUGUUCCAGGCGAACAACGCCGCUCGUCGUUCGGUCGACUCGAGUCCAUCGCACUCGCAGACGAACCACUCGCAAAUGUCGCGCAAUUCCUCGAAGAAGAGCAACAAUUCCGUUAAUUGCAAAAUUGAUACUGACAUUAAGCUGCUGACACGUAAACUCUCACACUUUGAUCCUUUGACACUUAAGGUUCCGCUGAAGGAUGUCGUCUGCUAUUUAUCACUGCUCGAGGCCGGACGGCCAGAGGAUAAGCUCGAAUUCAUGUUUCGCCUGUACGAUACGGACAGCAAUGGCGUGCUCGACACCGCCGAAAUGGAUGCCAUUGUUAAUCAGAUGAUGGCCGUGGCCGAAUAUCUUGGCUGGGAUGUCAGCGAGUUGCGUCCGAUACUGCAAGAGAUGAUGGUUGAAAUUGACUAUGACGCCGAUGGCACCGUGUCCUUGGAGGAGUGGCAACGUGGCGGCAUGACAACCAUACCGCUCCUCGUCCUGCUAGGCGUCGACAGCACCACACUGAAGGAGGAUGGCAUCCACGUGUGGCGCUUGAAGCACUUUAGCAAACCGGCGUACUGCAAUCUCUGCCUAAAUAUGUUGGUCGGCCUUGGCAAGAAGGGUCUCUGCUGUGUCCUUUGCAAAUACACGGUGCACGAACGUUGCGUGCAACAUGCGCCUGCCUCAUGCAUAACCACCUACGUCAAGUCAAAGAAGCCCAAAUGUGGCGGCGAUCUGUUGCAUCAUUGGGUCGAGGGCAACUGCUACGGACGUUGCUCAAAGUGCCGCAAACGCAUCAAAGCAUACCACGGCAUCACAGGACUCACUUGUCGCUGGUGCCACAUGAUGCUGCACAAUCGUUGCGCCUCGUCGGUGAAGAAGGAGUGCACACUGGGUGAAUUUGCUGAGCUAAUUGUGCCACCCACUGCGAUAUGCCCGGCUGUCUUGGAUCGCCAGCGUUCGGUUAAUCAGGCGCAUAAAAAAUCACAAAUGCAUCAUCAUCACCAGGCGACGCAUUUCCAAAUCACGCCGCCCGACGAGCUGAGCUGCCCAUUGCUGGUGUUUGUGAAUCCAAAGAGUGGCGGUCGACAAGGUGAUCGGAUCUUGCGUAAAUUUCAGUAUAUGCUCAAUCCCAGGCAGGUGUACGAUUUAUCCAAGGGUGGACCCAAGGAAGGACUCACGCUCUUUAAGGAUAUGCCCAAUUUCAAAGUAAUCUGCUGUGGUGGCGACGGCACUGUCGGCUGGGUGCUCGAGGCAAUGGACUCCAUCGAGCUGGUCACCCAGCCUGCCAUUGGCGUCAUUCCGCUGGGAACUGGCAACGAUUUGGCACGUUGCCUGCGCUGGGGCGGCGGCUAUGAGGGCGAGAACAUACCCAAAUUAAUGGAAAAGAUAAAGCGUGCCUCUACCGUAAUGCUGGAUCGAUGGAGCAUCGAGGUGACCAACAAUCCGCCCGUUGAAGAACUGCGCCCCAAGGUGACUUUGCACUCGAACAUGCAGAAAGUGAUUGAGUUGUCACAGAGUGUUGUGGUCGACAAAUCGCUGAUUGAACGUUUCGAGGAAAUCCAGCGGCAAAGCUUCAGUGGCACCACGGACAACAUCGCAGCAGCAGGCACAGAAACAGACACAGCUGCAACUGCCACAUCGAUUAUGAUGGCAACGGAAUAUUCGCAGGAUAUGACAACGACAACAGCAACAGGGAUGGGAACGGGAACGGGUCACGAUGAGGUUGCAGCUGAGGUGGCUGUGGAGUCUGCCACGCGCACCACAACCACGAAAAGCAUUUCAAUGUCCACAUUCGAAACGCGACGCAUGCACAAAACAUUGACAGCCACGCUGAGCAGCAGCAGCAGCAACAGCAACACAAGCAGCUCAAGUGGCAGUGCCACAGGCAGCAUCAACACCAACCUGCCGCAACAAUGCCAGCAGCAACAGCAACAGCAGCAGCAGGAAAUGGGGUCGCCUAUGGGCAAAGGUGUUCUAUUCCCGCUAACACGCACAGAUGUAACUGAAAAGCAAUCACUCGAGACGUUGCUCGUGCAACACAAGCAACAGCAACAAAAGCUGGCAGCGGAAGCAGAAGCUGCUGCUACAGCAGCAGCAGCAGUUGCAGCUGCUACGACAGCAAUGUCGGAUGAAGAGGCAGCUGAGAAUAAUCAGAGCGAUAAUAAUAGUCAGUCCAAUAAGCCGUACAACAUCGUUAAACAGCAAAUUAUAUUGUCUUUGGAUUUGUCGGACAAGUGCGAAACUUAUGGCAACAGCAACGACAUCAGCAACAACAGCAGCAACAACAACAACAACAUUGAGCAGCAGCAUAGACAAGGCCAAGUCGCCAGCACACCACAAACACCAAAGACUCCCAUUACACCGCCAACGCCAACAGCAGCAACAGCUGCCACAGCAACAACACCCACAGCAGCAACACCAACUGCAACAACAGCAACCAGCAGCAGCAACAUUCCACAGAAGCCCAUCAAAGUGCAAUCGGACAAGGACUGCACCGUGCCCUAUAACAUUAUCAACAAUUAUUUCUCCGUCGGCGUGGAUGCUGCAAUUUGUGUAAAGUUUCAUUUGGAACGCGAAAAGAAUCCGCAUAAAUUCAACAGCCGCAUGAAGAACAAGCUGUGGUACUUUGAAUACGCCACCUCUGAAACCUUUGCCGCAUCCUGCAAGAAUCUGCAUGAGAAUAUUGAGAUUGUGUGCGAUGGCGUUGCCUUGGACCUGGCCAAUGGGCCGCAUCUGCAGGGCGUGGCACUGCUCAAUAUACCCUAUACUCACGGCGGCUCCAAUUUGUGGGGCGAGCACUUGUCCCAGAAGCGCAUACGCAAGAGUGCCGGGCCAUUUGGCAAGAGCAAAAAACUCAAGUCCAGCGACAAGGAAUUUUCAGCCACCAGCUUUAAUUCCGUGGAUCUUUCAGUGGCCAUACAGGACUUUGGCGAUCGUCUUAUCGAAGUGAUUGGCCUGGAGAACUGUUUGCACAUGGGACAAGUGCGCACAGGAUUGCGUGCUUCCGGCAGACGCUUGGCUCAAUGCAGUGAAGUGAUCAUUAAAACCAAGAAGACAUUUCCCAUGCAAAUCGAUGGCGAGCCCUGGAUGCAAAUGCCCUGCACUAUCAAAGUAACGCACAAGAAUCAAGUUCCUAUGCUGAUGGCGCCGCGCUCAGAGAAAGGACGAGGAUUUUUCAAUAUGCUGUGCAGCUGAUUCAGGCGCAGCGCAUCGAGCGACUUCAUCGGCCACAGGCGACAGGCCGCUGAAUCCGCCGAUGAGCUGGAUGAUGAAUUUCGUAAGGUCACCAGAAGCACCACCGUCCACAAUUUACCUUAGUGCAUUGCACUGUGAUUAUUAUUUAUCCCAACUCCAGCUCCAACUUCCACUCCCAAAAUCAACCUGUUAAUAUUUAUUUAAAUGAUUAGUGUGUGAGUUGCAGAGCUUUACAAUGUUAAGUCAUAAAAAAGGAAAAACGAAAAAUGAAAAACAAAUGCUUUACGGUGCGAUUAAGAGUGCUUUAAGUACGAGUGCCAACUGUACUCCGAGUAGAACUGCAACGAAUACUUCGAGUACGACUUUAACAGGUACUUCGAGUAUUAUGAGCAGGUCUACACCGAGUAUAAUUUCAACGGCCACAUCGAGUGCGAUGUUUCAACAAUUAAUCCGUGGUACUAAGUCGCUAGCAUUCCAGGCAUUUCCCCAAAUAGGAUAAGUGAAUAAUUGAAUUGAAUUGAAUUGAAAUCUCAGAGUUAUGUGCGCAUCAGUGUUAACCAAGUGAAAGCUUUAGAUGUACUGUAGUACACACGUAUUUGUUAUUAAUGUAUAUUAGAUACUGUAAGAAGACAACAACAAACACACACAUACACACACACACUUAAACAAAACUUGUCCAAUAAUGCAACUAAAAUGAGACCAAACAUUGUAGUGCGAUUUUUAAAAAUAGUGCACAAUUUGUACACACAGAUUAAUAAAUAAAUAUACAAC
This is a messenger RNA of Drosophila sulfurigaster albostrigata, 4556 nucleotides long. It is a transcript of the gene Dgk, whose product is annotated as diacylglycerol kinase 1. Gene Ontology annotation, biological process: intracellular signal transduction; lipid phosphorylation; diacylglycerol metabolic process. Gene Ontology annotation, cellular component: plasma membrane. Gene Ontology annotation, molecular function: ATP-dependent diacylglycerol kinase activity; calcium ion binding. The coding region runs from base 3 to 3785 and encodes 1260 amino acids. The transcript is spliced from 19 exons. The record is from RefSeq and is a predicted model, not a curated record. Lineage: Eukaryota; Metazoa; Arthropoda; Insecta; Diptera; Drosophilidae.